CCUUUCUAGUUAAGUAGGUCGACCCCAGUUAAGCCUCAGUAGCGGUUAGCGUCUCUUCAGCUUGAGAGUAGAUUGUUUCCGGCUCGCGUAGGUCUGGGUCUGCCUCUGGUGGCUACACAGCCUCGGAGGCCAACCCGUUUACUUUACGGACGGGACAGAAAGCAGCGACUGCUACUACGGUGCUGGAGAUUGAACCCAAGGCCUCACUUAUACUAAGCAUGGAUUCUACCACUACAACUUCAACAACUACCACCACCACUGUUACCACCAAUACUACUACCACAAUUACAAGUGGCUUUAACCUGAAUCUAAGACCACUGACAUCCCCUGGGAUUAAUAACACUGAUCCAGUCAGUGUUUCUUCUGUACCUCUUACUUCAACUGUUAAUUCAAUAGUAACUCCAGUGAUGACAUAUGGUCAGCUGGAUGGUCUGAUAAACAAGUGGAGUCUUGAGCUAGAGGAUCAAGAAAAGUAUUUUCUUCGUCAGGCCACUCAAGUCAAUGCUUGGGACUGCACAUUGAUGGAGAAUGCUGAGGAGAUUUCUAUUUUACAUGGAGAAGUGGAAAAAGUGAAACUGGAUCAGAAAAGAUUGGAGCAAGAAUUAGAUUUUAUCCUGUCACAGCAGAGGGAACUAGAAGAUCUUUUGACUCCUUUAGAGAAGACUGUGAAGGACCAAAGUGAGUCUGUUUAUCUGCAGCAUGAAGAUAAGGAGUAUGAGAGGAUUUAUAAAUUAGCAGAAACUAUGGAUGCUCAGCUGAAACGAAUGUCCCAAGAUCUCAAGGACAUUACUGGUCACCUGAAUACAUUUGAAAAUCCUGCUGCCACUACUGAUCGGCUCCAGCAGAUCUGCAAAAUUCUGAAUGCUCAUCUGGACUCUCUGCAGUGGAUUAAUCAGAAUUCAGGCAUGAUGCAAAAGAAGGUAGAAGAGAUAACAAAGAUUUUUGAGGAUUUUCAAAGCAAGGAGCAGGAACGCAAUGUGAAGAUUACCUUUGACUAAAGGCCAUAUCGUUAGCAUACUGAUUUUGGAUUGUUUCCUAUAAAUUUUGAUGAUGUUGACGUGUUUACAGUUACUACUUAAUCUUUCAUUGCAAUAAAAUGUGCAUGCUCUUUAUGUGAAUACUCUGAUAUGAAGAAUUAUACUAUAGUAUUCUUCUCAGAAUUAAAUAAAACUUAUAUUAUCCCCCUUAUACAGGUAGCAACCUGUUAGAUAUUGAUUCUGUAUGUGUAAUACAUACCUUAUUCUCCUAGAAUUCACAUACUUCCGCCAACGCACAUCUUCCUUCUCUCUCCAACUAAAAUGUGGAGAGAUGUCUGCCCAAAAGUACAUGCCAACCAAUCUUUACUGUGUGCUAGUUAGAUUCAGCAUUAAGUAUGAUAUACUGUAAAGUCUCUCUCUUCAAUGGAACUUAAUGUCUAGUUUGAGAUAAGAUUAGUUUCCAUCUGUAAAAUGAAUGUAGACAAUACAAGGAAGUAUGUUAUGCAUUAUAAAUGUAUGUUAUUGAAAUUCAGAGAAGGGCCAAGUGUAUGGUGGCUUAUGCCUAUAAUCCCAGUGACUCAGGAGGCUGAGGCAAGAGGCUCCUAAGUUGCCUUGGCAAUUUAGCAAGACCCUGACUCAAAAUAAAAAUAACAAGGGCUUGGAGUAUAGCUCAGUAGUAGAGUGUCCCUGGGUUAAAAUAAAACUCCAGUACCACCACCACCAAUGAUAAUAAUAAAAAGAAAAAUUCAGAGAAGGAAGGAAUAGUUAGGAUGAAUUUGUGGUUUCAGUUGGAUUUUAUGUUUUGUUGGGUGUGUGUGUGUGGUGUGGUACUGGGAAUCCUACCCAGAUUCUCACACAUGCUGGGCAAGUGCUUUACCAAUGAACUAUACCGCAUAUUUGAACUAGGUUAUGUUUUAAAAGAGCAAGGUUCAGGCAAUUUAAUUAUUGUUUUAUUAUACACAUGUCCUGGUAUUUAUUUGAUUUUAGCAUAUGAUUUAUAGUUAUUGUUUUUUGUGUAUUUCUUUAUUUGCUUUUCAAGAAAAUGCCAUGUUCUUAGCUUUGGAACAUUCUAAUCUCUUGUAUUUCACUUAAAUCAUAAAUAAAUGUGAUGCUCUACUAAAUGAAAACACAACACUAAAAUAAAAUUAACCACUUAAAAGUUUUUAAGUUACUGGAGCUCAGCUGCCUAUAAUUACUGAGCUAAAUUUCUGUUGUCCUGUCUUCACAUGACCAUUCUGAGGGGUAUAUUACAGGAAGAAAAAUAUUUUGAAGUGAAUGUUAGUGAUAGUGAUUAUUAGUGAUUAGUCUUAUGGAUAUGCUAAAUGCUAGAACUUGCAUGGUGUCUCUUUCAUAUCCAAACUUUUCCAAGAAGCCACUUCUUACCCAGGUAAGUUUUUGUACCACUCAGAAUUAUAAAUGUAAAAGUAAUUCAGAGACUGUUUAUUUUGUGAAUGAUUUAUGUAGGUAAAUAUAACUUUUGAGUAGAAUCCUGAAUAAUAUCUAAUUUUUGAGUUCAUAUUAUUACUACUAUUAUCUCCUACAUAAAAGACAUUUACCACAUUGUUUAUGGAGAUUCAAUUCUUAUACAGUAACCACAAUAUAAGUUCUAUAUUCAGUAAAGAAAAAAUAGUGUUUUGAGAAGAAAAAUGGUUUUAGUCUUCUCUUUACCCAAUUAACUGGACAAAUAACUUUUUUGUGGGCAUUAUAUUUUGUCUAAAAUGCAUUGUCUCAUAUUGUAAUUUUUCCAACUGUUUUUUGAAAAUAAAAGUAGUUUUCAAUUCUCCAA
Messenger RNA from Marmota monax (woodchuck), 2763 nucleotides. It is a transcript of the gene Nup62cl, whose product is annotated as nucleoporin 62 C-terminal like. Gene Ontology annotation, cellular component: nuclear pore; nuclear pore central transport channel. The transcript is spliced from 9 exons. The record is from RefSeq and is a predicted model, not a curated record. Gene Ontology annotation, molecular function: phospholipid binding; structural constituent of nuclear pore. The coding region runs from base 219 to 998 and encodes 259 amino acids. Lineage: Eukaryota; Metazoa; Chordata; Mammalia; Rodentia; Sciuridae. Gene Ontology annotation, biological process: RNA export from nucleus; protein import into nucleus.